CUACUGUGGGCUCAGAAGGCGGGACCCACGGAUGACCUCCACCAUGUCCUGGUGCCCUCUCCUCUUCAGCCUCCUGGCUCACUGCACAGGGUCCUGGGCCCAGGCUGUGCUGACUCAGCCUCCCUCAGUGUCUGGGUUUCCAGGAGAGACAGUCACCAUCUCCUGCACUGGAAGCAGCAACAAUGUCGGGGGCUAUGCUGUCCAGUGGUUCCAGCAGCUCUCCGGAACUGCUCCCAAACUCAUCAUCUAUAGCAAUAGCAACCGACCCUCCGGGGUCUCUGGUCGGUUCUCUGGCUCCAAGUCUGGCAACUCAGCCUCCCUGACCAUCAGUGGGCUGCAAUCUGAGGACGAGGCUGAUUAUUACUGUGAGGCUUAUGAUAGCAGCCUCAGUGGUUGCACAGUGCUCCAGCCCUAUGGGGAAGCUCACACAAAAGCUUCUUCCUCUUCUGCCAGGAGGGAACCCUCCCUGUCUGCAGCUCCUGGAGCAUCUGCCAGACUCACUUGUACCUUGAGUAGUGGUAUCAGUGUUGGUGGGUACCAUAUAUAUUGGUACCAGCAGAAGCUAGGGAGCCCUCCCAGGUUUCUCCUAUACUACAAAUCAGACUCAGAUAAGUACCAGGGCUCUGGCAUCCCCAGCCGCUUCUCUGGUUCCAAGGACACCUCGGCCAAUGCAGGAGUUUUGCAUAUUUCUGCGCUGCAGCCUGAGGAUGAAGCCGACUACUACUGUGCCAUCUGGCACAACAGUGCUUCUCACAGUGACACUCAUGCAUGGAGAAGUGGCACAAAAACCCAGCCUGCCCUGGGAGUUACACUAUGA
Octodon degus (degu) is the source of this 817-nucleotide messenger RNA. Its product is annotated as immunoglobulin lambda-1 light chain-like. The transcript is spliced from 3 exons. Lineage: Eukaryota; Metazoa; Chordata; Mammalia; Rodentia; Octodontidae. Gene Ontology annotation, biological process: immunoglobulin production; immune response. The coding region runs from base 32 to 817 and encodes 261 amino acids. The record is from RefSeq and is a predicted model, not a curated record.